CGUCUGACGUCACGGGGCGCGCGCGCGGGCGGGCGAACGGAGUUGAGGCUGGGGCUUGCUGCUCUGGGUACGCGUAGGCGUCCGCCUUUGAAAUGCAGCGGGAUUUAGUGAGUUUCCCGCUGUCCCCAGCGGUGCGGGUGAAGCUGGUGUCUGCAGGUUUCCAGACUGCUGAGGAACUCCUAGAGAUGAAACCGUCCCAGCUCAGCAAAGAAGUUGGGAUAUCUAAAGAGGAAGCCUUAGAAACUCUGCAGAUUUUAAGAAGAGAAUGUCUUACAAUUAAAUCAAGAUACACUGCUACAGCUGAGUCAGGCAAGAAUUGUACAGCACUGGAACUUCUUGAGCAGGAGCAUACCCAGAGCUUCAUAAUUACCUUCUGUUCAGCACUAGAUAAUAUUCUUGGGGGUGGAAUACCCUUAACCAAAACAACAGAAAUUUGUGGUGUACCGGGUGUUGGAAAAACACAAUUAUGUAUGCAGUUGGCCGUAGAUGUGCAGAUACCAGAAUGUUUUGGAGGAGUGGAAGGUGAAGCAGUUUUUAUUGAUACUGAAGGAAGUUUUAUGGUUGAUAGAGUGGUAGACCUUGCUACUGCCUGCAUUCAGCACCUUCACCUUACAGCAGAAACACAUAUGGGAGGGGAGCACCCAAAAGCUUUGGAGGAUUUCACUCUGGAAAAUAUUCUUUCCCAUAUUUACUAUUUUCGUUGUCGUGACUAUACAGAGCUGUUGGCACAAGUUUAUCUCCUUCCAGACUUCCUUUCAGAACACUCAAAGGUUCGAUUAGUGAUAGUGGAUGGUAUUGCUUUUCCUUUUCGUCAUGACCUAGAUGACCUAGCCCUUCGUACUCGAUUACUGAAUGGCCUAGCCCAGCAAAUGAUCAGCCUUGCAAAUAGCCACAGAUUAGCUGUACUUUUAACUAAUCAGAUGACAACGAAGAUUGAUAGAAAUCAGGCCUUGCUUGUUCCUGCAUUGGGGGAAAGUUGGGGACAUGCUGCUACAAUACGGCUAAUCUUUCAUUGGGACCAAAAGCAAAGGAUCUAUACCUACAUGAGAAGACCAAGUCUGCCCAGAAAGAUUAAGGGUUGGCAACAUUGUACAAAUCACCAAGCCAGAAGGAAUCUACAGUACUGUUUCAAAUCACACCUCAGGGAUUUAGAGAUGCUGUUGUAUCUUCUUUGCAAACAGAAGGUUCACUGAAUUUCCGGAAACGGUCACGAGAAUCAGAAGAACAGGAAUCCAAAGACUAGUCUUAAAGUAUACAUAUGUGUUGAUGCUGUGAGAUGUAAUAUAUACAAGUAGUAGACUCUUUAUUUUAAAAUAUAAACACAUACUGUGGCAUAUAUGAAUCAAGAGCACAUGAAGUGAAUGUGAAAAACAUUAAAUGAGUAUGAUUCUCUGAAUUUUUCUAAAGCAGUUCUACAAUUAUAUUUUGCCCUGUUUUCACUUUUAGUAACAGCAGAGAUAAUGCAGGUAUUGUAUUUUUGCAAGUGUGGAAAGCUGAUCUCAUGUAGCCAAUUUGAAUUUACCAUUCAGAUUGUUUUUGCCUUUUUUCUUUGCUAGUUGCCGAGAAAAUCCUAGGAAGAAAAGGUUUGUUUUUCUUUGUUUUUUUCACAUUCCUAUUGGGUUUUUCUCUUUAAAUGUAGAUUUUUUUUUUUUUUUUUAAG
This is a messenger RNA of Mustela erminea (ermine), 1660 nucleotides long. It is a transcript of the gene RAD51C, whose product is annotated as RAD51 paralog C. Gene Ontology annotation, biological process: reciprocal meiotic recombination; DNA repair; meiotic DNA recombinase assembly. Lineage: Eukaryota; Metazoa; Chordata; Mammalia; Carnivora; Mustelidae. The record is from RefSeq and is a predicted model, not a curated record. The transcript has 10 exons. Gene Ontology annotation, molecular function: crossover junction DNA endonuclease activity; ATP-dependent DNA damage sensor activity; ATP binding. Gene Ontology annotation, cellular component: replication fork; Rad51C-XRCC3 complex; Rad51B-Rad51C-Rad51D-XRCC2 complex. Bases 93 to 1193 code for a protein of 366 amino acids.